Messenger RNA from Mus musculus (house mouse), 2302 nucleotides. RefSeq names its product ciliary microtubule associated protein 1C (gene Cimap1c). The transcript has 5 exons. The record is from RefSeq and is marked validated. Lineage: Eukaryota; Metazoa; Chordata; Mammalia; Rodentia; Muridae. The coding region runs from base 1231 to 2151 and encodes 306 amino acids.
UGGGUAGGAACUGCAUGGAGGUCCAGUCUUAUGGAGGGGAGUGAGGCAUGCUGGGAUAGUAUCUGGGGACAGCAGAGCAAGCUGCUUCUAGGUGAGGCUCAAUGAGGUUGCCAAAUCCAAGGCUGAGAGCUCUGAGGGUGAGGAGGAGGAGGAGGAAGAGGAGGAGGAGGAAGAGGCAGGAGCUCAUUGGUCUGGUACAUAAAGACUGCUGGGGAGUAGGAAACGGAGGGCUCUUUCUAGGGAGGUGGCAGUUGGUGUUGUGGGAGGUAAUAAAAGCCCAGGACCACUGCUGGGAACAGGGUUUGGGAGGGACUUGGCAGAGGUCUUGGUGCAUGAGGAGGACUGUGCAUUGAUUGGGGAGUGGGUCUUAGGUGGGCCAAAGUUACCAAGUCAUGGUAGGAGUUAGGAGGUAGCCAUGAACCAGGGCUGCCACCGUGUUGUGAGGAACAGGUGGAUACUGGAACUCAUGUGACCAAGGCCGUGAAUGGAAGAGCUAUCAUCUUGGGCCUGAAGCAGCCAAGGGGCCUGCUUCAGGGGAUCCCAGACUCCAUCAGAGGCAGAGUGCAUGCCACAGAAGUGAGCAACUUGGGCCAGCUGAAGGUGAAGAAACCCAUUUCCUCAAGAAAGCUGUGUAUGAAGGCCUGUGACAGGAACAGAACAGACCCCUGGGAAGGAAGCACUUGGAGUACCACCAGGCAGGGGAGAGGGGGUGGCCCGGAGUGCUUACAGGGUGGGGUGAAAUGAGACGUGGUCCCCAGCAGAGGGGCUGCUGCUGGUGGCUGGGAGCCUGCUCUGUUCUGAGCCUUUCUGUCCCCAAGACUCUUGACUUCCCAGCAUGCCUGAUGAUGGCUGCACUUGGCGGAUGCCUAGAGUUCAGAGCACCACAAUGGCAGCUCUCUGAACAGUGAGACUGACCUGAAGAGAUUCCUGCAUUUUGUGUUCUGCUUCCUCUCCUGUCACUGUGGCCUCAGUGUCUACACUGGGGUGGUGACAGACUACCAUUCAUCCUUUAAUUCCUAUGACAGACAGAGACCUUUCUUAACCUGGCUCAGAUCUAAUCCCAGUGGUGGAUGUAAGGCUGGGUCCUGGGUCCCUCUGGGCUCUUAGGCUGAAGCCAUCUCUGGGAUUUUCCUAGACUGGGGCUCAUCCCUCUGUCACAUGGAGACUGCAUAGCCUCUGACACUCAUAUUUCCUAACAUCCUCCUUCAGAGGUGUGCUCUCUACAAAGUCAUGGGAACCUACUGCUGUGGACCCCAGUGUGAGCCCUUUAUCAUCCUGCUUGUUCCCCACACUGUGUCUGGAACACUACCAUUAGCCUUCACUAUGAAGCAGUCCAAGGGGUCCAGGAACUAUGUGUUCUACGCACAGCACCCAGAGAAGGAGGAAGAGGUGCCCUCAUGGCAUGAAAUCAAGCAGACCCCUGUCAUCAUGGCCACAAUCAAAGGUCCAGGGCCUGCCAAGUACCUCCGGUCAUCCUGUACUGGCUAUAUAGCCCAUGACAUCUCCAUGUUCCAGGAGCCAGCUUACAGUCUGCAUACACGGCACACUAAGAAACGGAUCAUAGACAUAAACAGCCCCGGACCUUGCUAUUUCUUGAAUCCCAAAGUAACUCGUUUUGGAAUAUCCACCUGCCCCCAGGUCCCCAUGGAGGAGCGCAUCUCCAAUCCACGCAUAAAUUGCAUGCCAGCCUCCUGCAAGUACAACCUUGAGAAGACUCGACCCUCUGGGGAACGUCAGCCUCCCCAGUACACUUUUGGCUACCGGUGUCCAUAUAGAGUGAUGGAUCCCAACCCUGCUCCUAACCAGUACCAGCUGCCAGUCACUCUGGGGACCAACAUCCCUGUCUUCCGAGCUGCCCCUUCCUAUAGUCUGGCUUCCACAAACAAGAAUUGGUUCCACAAGGAGAAUAUAGCAGGAGGUCCCGGACCUGCUAUGCAUACCCGACCUGAGCCAUCCGUCUACCAGAACCGCAGCCCUUUGUUUAGCAUGGCCAAGCGCUUUGGCUGUCCUUUGGACCACACGCAUCGGCCUGGCCCUGGCUCCCACGACAUCCAGCCGGUCACUGUGCACAAACCCCGCAUACCUGCCUUCACCAUGGGCAUCAAACAUUCACCCCACUUGUGCCCACUGAUUGUGGACAUUUGUGACUGAGGUCUCUGCUGUUGCAUGCUCCUCCCUCCUGCCUCACAUGCUAUUUUCCUAGAACACAUUGAGCAACUUGACCGUGGAUUCUGGUAGCAGAGCUGGUGCCUGCUGAGUGGCCAGAAUGCAGAGGCAUUGGAUAAAUAUUUUUGUUUAUUCA